Messenger RNA from Prunus dulcis (almond), 2276 nucleotides. RefSeq names its product protein FLX-like 4. The coding region runs from base 1025 to 1972 and encodes 315 amino acids. The transcript is spliced from 4 exons. NCBI's taxonomy places the organism in Eukaryota, Viridiplantae, Streptophyta, Magnoliopsida, Rosales, Rosaceae. The record is from RefSeq and is a predicted model, not a curated record.
UGCUGUCGUAAUCAUAGAGAGAAGCCCAGGUCGUGGAGGUCAAGCGCACACCCACAGGCGUCAGAACUCACAAGGACAUAGCGUAACGUCAUAAUCCAGUUUCAAAAACAAUCCGUCAGCUUUUGCGAAACCUCUCGAACACAUACAGCUUUUGCGAAACCUCUCGAACGCCAUAACCCAGUUUCAAAAACAAUCCGUCAGCUUUCUCGCUCUAUCUGCGCCCUGCUCUGCUCGGUAUCAUCGCCAGCAAAUCACCCCCUAUCAUCCGAGUUUUGCUAGAUUGUCUCCACAGGGUCUCAUUAAUUAUGAUCAGUCUAUACGGUGGGCGCUAUAAUGUGGUAUCCCACGGAUUUCAAUGGGAAAAUAUCUGUUAAGGGAGUGUUAUUCGCACUCCCUAUCGUCCUCCUGUAUUCCAGCGCAGGAUUGGUGUGGCAGAGUGCUUAGUAAAAGUCAAAGAAAAUUUCAUAUAUCAGCAGAUAAAUUAUGAUUACUAUGGAGUUGGAAUUGAGGCUCUAUUGAGUUCGGCUGAGUGGAUUCGUUGAAACGAAGAAGGGAGUAUCUGUAAUGCUUUCUCAUUAAUUGGAGACUGAGCUCUGGUCUAUUCUAGUAUUUGAUCAAUAGUGUGUACAUAUUGUUUAUACAUUUCUAGUUUAUCUGUUGUGAAGGUUAUGCAAUUGCCUAUGUUUGCUACUUCAUCCAUUGUUGGUUUGUUCUUGAGGUCACUCUUGUUUCUCUUGUCAGGCUGCCAAGUUAAUUUAUCUUUAGGGAAAAUGGGUGUCAAAUUUCUCAAAAUUCCUGUAACGCAGACGGAUUGUUCAAUUCAAGUAUCUGGUUGCAGUCCCUAACUUUUGUAAUAAUAUAUUUGUAUUUAUCACCAGUCACUGGUCUUAUUAUCUUUGAAAGCUUCUGGCUACUUCGAAUUUUUUGUUUGUUUUUUUUGUUUUCACUAAUGCAGCUACCUGCAUUUCAGGGCUCUGUGAAUCCCAUUGAACUUUGUUGUGGCCAUAGGGAUUAUUAGACAAGGAUGUCUGGGAGACGAAAAAUUCCGUCGUCUUUUGAGCGACGUCCCAUUCAAUCUCCAGGUAUGAUGCGGCAUGGUCCAUUGCCUGGGUUAGGGCCACCUCCUGGUCACCGACCAUUUGAGGCACUACCACGUCCUGAACUUUUGGAAAAUAAAAUUGCAUAUCAAGCAGCAGAGAUAAAACAACUGACAGGAGACAAUCAUAGACUGGCGGCUACUCAUGUUGAUUUGAGGCAGGAUCUUUUAGCUGCUGAGGAGGAUCUACAGAGACUCAAGGCACACAUGAGAAGCAUCCAGACUGAGAGUGACAUUCAGAUGCGGGGUUUGCUUGAUAAGAUUGCAAAAAGGGAAGCAGACAUCGAAGCUGGCGAGGGUGUGAAAAAGGAACUGCAAAAGGCUCACAUGGAGGCACAGACCUUGGUCGCAGCGCGACAAGAGCUGACCAUUCAAAUUCGGAAGGCCACGGAGGAGUUGCAGAAAGCUCGUCUUGAUGUUGAGAAACUACCGGGUUUGCAUGCUGAACUUGACAGUCUGAGGCGAGAACACCAUAGGCUGCGUUCAACUUUUGAAUACGAAAAGGGUUUAAACGUAGAGGAAGUGGAGCAAAUGAAAGCAAUGGAGAAGAAUCUAAUUGGGAUGGCAAGAGAAGUAGAAAGGUUGCGUGACGAGGUCUCAAAUGCAGAGAAGAGAGUCCAUGGUGCUGGUGUGUAUUUUGAUGGUUAUGGAAGGCCCUAUGUUUCAACCGGUGUUAGACCACCAGGAGAGGGAACAAUACCAUAUGCCAGCAGCAGUGGCAUAGCUGCUGGUGCAGUUGUCCCAACUGCUGGUGGUGGUGCUAUUUGGGGAGCAGCAUAUGAUCCCUCACUGGACACUGCUGCUGCGGGCGUAGCUGUCUCUAAUGCUGGGCUUGGAUCUGCUCCAAGAGGCUAUGAUUCUACGCUUUCUCGGUAGCGAAUACAGGAUGAGGCCUGAGGUUUUCAGGGCUUUAGGCGAACUAUUAAAAUGGAGCGUAUAUUUACUCACAUAAGAAAAUAUGUUUGGCAUUUUAGAGGGAUUUUUCAUUUUUUUGUUUGUUUUUGUUUGUGUAGUAAAUCACAUGAAACUUUUGCCAUAUAGGAUUAUUAAGCAUUUAAAUGAUGGGUGUAAUCCAAUGUGAGAAGACCGAAGUACUUGUUAUGCUUACUUACCUGAGCAUGUUCGAAGAAGACCAAAAAUGCAUGUGCCUUUGGUUUUAUUACCUUUUUUUUUCUCUCUA